Messenger RNA from Rhea pennata, 3387 nucleotides. RefSeq names its product ubiquitin specific peptidase 18 (gene USP18). Gene Ontology annotation, cellular component: nucleus; cytosol. The record is from RefSeq and is a predicted model, not a curated record. Gene Ontology annotation, molecular function: cysteine-type deubiquitinase activity. Gene Ontology annotation, biological process: protein deubiquitination. The transcript has 11 exons. The coding region runs from base 288 to 1424 and encodes 378 amino acids. Lineage: Eukaryota; Metazoa; Chordata; Aves; Rheiformes; Rheidae.
CGCUGCUGCCCUCUGACGCAGCCGGCGAGAAGCGCGGCGGAGCCCAGCGGGAGCCGCACUCGGGCGAGGAGCAUCGCCGCGGCGGCAGCCUGCCCGCCGCUUCUCCCGCCGCUUCUCCCGCCGCUUCUCCCGCCUUGUCGCUGCGCAGGACGAGGCCGGGCGGCCCCGGCGCCGCGGCGCUCCCUUGGCUGCGAAGCGCCUGCUCAGCGUGUGCGUGGUCCUCCGGGAGUCCGCGAGAAGCCUUCUCGGCGGAUUGUCAGUUCUUGCGUCGUUGUGUAACACUGUUGAUGGGUCAAGGAAGUGGACGUCAAGAAAGAAGCAAGAAACUAGAGCUGGCAACAAGUGAGACCAUGCAGGCAGAAGCAGAUGUACAAAAUGAUAAAGAGGAAACCAGAGAAACAAAGAACAGACACGAGCAGCUGAGAUUGGUCUUCGGCAUGGCAGACUUAAAAAAUAAAGCUAUUGGACUGUACAAUAUUGGACAGACCUGCUGUCUGAACUCUCUGCUCCAAGUGUUCCUGAUGAAUACACACUUCACUGGGAUACUGCGGAGGAUUACAGUGCCACCAAGUGCCUCACAGAAGAGGAGGAGUGUCCCAUACCAAAUGCUUUUGCUGCUGGAGAUGAUGCAGUGUGGCAAGCAGAAAGCAGUUUCUCCCAGUGCCCUUGCUUACUGUCUUUCAGAGCACAGGGUGAAAUUGUUUGUGCAGUAUGAUGCUGCUCAGCUCCUUCUGACUCUCUGGAACUUGGUAAAGAGGCAGGUGACAAAUGCAGAGCUGAUUGAAAAGCUGAGUGAUUUGUACACUAUCUGGGUACAGGAGUACAUGGUAUGUCAAGAAUGCUCUUUUGAAACAAAGAGGAACAGCAACAUGAUUACCCUUCCGCUCUCAAUGUUGGACUCUAGGUCUCAUCUGCUGAAGACAUUGGAGCAGUGUCUGCAACACUUUUUCUUUCCAGAAAAGCUGACUGGUUGCAACAUGUGUUUCUGUGAAAACUGUGGAAAGAAGACACCUUUUUUGCAGAGCAUGAAGCUAGCCCAUCUGCCGCAGACCCUUAUCUUACACCUAAAGCGCUUCUACCUCACAGAAUCGUCCUCCAUCCAGAAGCUCUGUCACUAUCUGCCCUUCCCGCAGGGCCUUGAUUUCAAUGCAGUCUUGACAGAAGAGCAGUGUCAAGCAGAUGCCGGUGAAAAGGCUUCCUGGCAGUAUGAACUCUUUGCCGUUGUUGCUCAUUCAGGAUCAACUGAUUGUGGACACUACUGUGCCUAUGUUCGGAGUCUUACAGAAUGCAAAUGGUACUGCUUUGAUGAUUCUGAGGUUUGCCAGGUAUUGUGGGAUGAUGUCAAAUGCACCUAUGGACAUUCAGACCUCCACUGGGGACAAACUGCAUAUCUGUUGGUUUACAUGAAAAAAAAUCCCCAGUAGCCUUAUCCAGUACUAUCAGAGUGUCUUAGAAAGCUGUGCCUACUGCCCUGACUUGUCUGUGGGGCUCAGGACCUCUAUGCCACUGUGGAUGUGCACAGACAUUCCAAAGAGAGACCUGCACUCAAUCAGCAACCCCUGCCUUCAUGUUUGUUUGUGAAAAAUGCAGGAGUCACUCGGCUAGAGAAGGGUUGUAAGCACUGCUGCAUCAAGGAAUGUUUUCUUUCAUGGCAUAUGAUUAUUUAUUUCCUGUAACCUGAAUAUUUAUGUGAUUCUAUGUAUGACUUUCCUCUUAAAACAUAGUAAAGUUAGUCCUUGUCCCUGCGGAUUAACUAGUUUCUUUCACUGCUGAUGCCUGCAUUCUAAUACAGGAGAAGUUUUUGACUGGCAGACUGGCAUGUUGUUCCAGGGGAACAUGUGGUAUGUAUGGCUGGAGAGCUGUGAUAGCCAUACCUGGACAAUAAGACUGUCAGAGCCUGAAGCUUACCCUAUGCUCUGGGGCCAUGUUACAAGCACUGGCAAGCUGAACAGAGGACCCCAAAAGUCUUCAGAAACAGUUGAAUCCAGGGCCAAGGCCCUUAGGAUGCAUGGAUCAGUGACAUCUGUUCCUAAGAACCUUCCUAAAAAUGAGUCGCUGCAGCAUUUGAGAUGUGACUGAAAGUUAGUGUCAGCAUAGAGGUGCUUUUGAAUCAGGUACUAUUAUAGUAUUUCUGAUCUACAAGAUGAGCCUGCAUGAGUUUAUGCAGAUGUUUAUGGUUUUAGCAUGCUAAUCAGGCAUUUAUAUGCAUUUUCUUGCUUUAUGGAGAAGAAUACAGAGGGACAGAGAUUCUGAAGCUACUUAGUGAUUUUCCACAACACAUUUCGCAACACAGUGCUAUCAGAUGCCUCUUUGGUCUGAACUUUUGGGAUUUUCCUUUAGCACUUUUCAGCUUGUUGCUAGCAAGAAUUUUCUUGUUCCCUUCCUUCUCUGCCCAUGAAGUGGAAAUGUUCCUCAGGCAGAAAGUGUUCUGUAGAGAGCAAAUUUUUAAAGAAAAAUCAGUCAUUUUUAUAUCUCCAAUUAUGUACUGUCAUUUUGUGCUUUUGAUUCAGCCUGUGCUCCCUUGGCAAGACCAUGCAGCUAAGGGGAAAAUGCAGAAGGAGCUAGGAAGAAAGGUUACACAGACCAAUAGCAUUCAGAAAUCUUGUCACAAGAUUUAUCCGUGAGGAAAGUUUAAAAGUUUGGUUAUGAUGCUUUUAAAGCACUCAUUGUGCAAGUUUUGAUGUAAUACCUUCUAUGAAAGGACCAGUGAUCUAAAUCUAAACUUCCACUACAUCUGAAAAUACCUCCUAGCCUAGCAAUAUUCUUUGACACUAUCUUGGACUGAAAACAUUAAAAAAAAUUUUGAAUAGUAAUAGUGUCUAUAUAUAAUCUCAUUUACUUUGAUGAUAAUGAUGAACUUCCCAAAUCAUAUCUGUUUUCUCUUGGUAGGUGGAAAAUGAUUAGAGAGUACUUAAAGCAUACUUGUGAAAUCAAAUUAUUUUGAGCUAGCAGAUAUUUAUUUCACUGUAUUAUCAAGAGCUGUUAUUUUGUCUGACUUGUAUAUUCUUGUAUUUUUAUUGUUCAUUCUGAUGAAAAAAAAUCACGAUUUAUUGCUUGUGACAUGGAUGAGGAUUUUUAAGCCUGUUCAUUUUCAGGAAUACUUCACACUUUCUAAAGCACCUUGCAGCCGGUGAGUAAGAAAAACAAUUUCCUGUGUACUUUAUCCAGUACUCUUUGUAUGUGAAAUAGCUGAAGGACUGUGAACUGCCAGAAACUGAGAAUUAAUGGGUUAAGAGACAAAACAUUUCUGACUUGGUAUAAUCUGAAUUUUAAAAACAAGAUUUCGUGUUUAUGAAAAAAUAAUUCCUCAAACGUGUUGUAACGAUCUAAACAUAUCACCCAGUAAGAAAGCAUUUAUUAACAUACAUUAAGACUCUUUUCAGUCCA